CGCAUGCGCGGGCGGCGGUGGCCUUAAGGGCGGCGGCAGCGCCGGGUGUCUCAGUCGGCCAGUCAGCCGGCUGGGAGGCGCGGUCCGGCGCUCGCGCGGCGACGACGGCUAUGGCGGCGGAGGAGGAGGAGGUGGGCUCGGCGGACACCUGCGAGAGGUCAGGAUGGCUAACUGGUUGGCUUCCCACCUGGUGCCCUACAUCUACAUCACACCUUAAAGAAGCUGAAGAGAAAAUUUUAAAAUGUGUCCCCUGCACAUACAAGAAAGAACCCGUUUGUAUAUCGAAUGGGAAUAAGAUAUGGACGCUGAAGUUCUCUCACAAUAUUUCAAACAAGACUCCGCUUGUCCUCCUCCAUGGUUUUGGAGGAGGUCUUGGACUCUGGGCACUGAAUUAUGGAGAUCUUUGCAACGAUAGACCCAUCUAUGCCUUUGACCUGUUGGGCUUUGGACGAAGUAGCAGGCCCAGGUUUGACAGUGAUGCGGAAGAAGUGGAGAAUCAGUUUGUGGAAUCCAUUGAAGAGUGGAGAUGUGCCCUGGGAUUGGACAAAAUGAUCUUGCUUGGACACAACCUGGGUGGGUUCUUGGCUGCUGCUUACUCUCUGAAGUACCCCUCAAGGGUUAAUCAUCUCAUCUUAGUGGAGCCUUGGGGUUUUCCUGAGCGGCCGGACCUUGCCGAUCAAGACAGGCCAAUCCCAGUGUGGAUCAGAGCCUUGGGAGCAGCACUGACUCCCUUUAACCCUUUGGCUGGCCUCAGGAUUGCAGGCCCCUUUGGCUUAAGUCUCGUGCAGCGUUUAAGGCCUGACUUCAAGCGGAAGUAUUCUUCAAUGUUUGACGACGACACUGUGACAGAGUACAUCUACCACUGCAACGUGCAGACUCCAAGGCCAUUCUCGGGGCGGGGCAUUAUGUGUAUGCAGAUCAACCGGAAGACUUCAACCAGAAGGUCAAGGAGAUCUGUGAGACCGUCGACUGAGCCUACUGGCGGGGAUGUGGGGCAGCCUGCGUGCGGACCGAUACGGCGCCUCCGCGAUAGUGCACAGUCCACCCUGCAGAGUAAGGACUACAGGAAAAGACCAAGCGGUCUUGUCGACUGUCCUUCGCACACACUUGCUUUCUGAAGUUGCCUGCACAUCUAACUCAGUUAGUGCCUUCUAGAAGAAUGGCUUUCCUUUCUCCUACACCAAAUCAAACUAUUCAAGAGUCUCCAAAUCUAAUAGCUUUAAUAAAAGGUUAUCUGUCCCUCUGCUGUACUGAACGAUUGUCACUUUUCAACUGAAAUAUUACUACUUUCUGUCUAACUUUGUUGUGUCCAGUACUUUUUAUAUUUCAGUCUAUUUUGCCAAUUAAACAAGUGACUACUGGGUCUAUAACUUUAUAUACUGGAGAGGUGCACUUUAUUUUCUUGGCUUGUAUUUACCAUGUCUAAUGACUGAUCUAGGUCAUCGCGAUUUUGUGUAAAAAUUCAUCACUUGUUCAGAAUCCUCCACUUUGUCUUUGAAAUGGAGCGCUGAUGAAACGGCAUUUUGGUUUAAAAAGAUGGGAGUUGAUCACCAGCAUUAAUUUCUGUGCUUUUCCUCUGUUCUCUAUUGAAGGCUGCAAAGCCAUGGUCAACAUUUUAAAUGUGGCUCAUCCUGAUGUAUCUCAACAACAUAAUUCCUUGAAAUCUUUUAUAUCUGGUAUAAUUGUGUACUUACAGGGAAACACGACAUUAACACUUACGCGAUUUAAGGACUGCACAGCCCUGACUAGAAGUCUGUCCUUUCUUGCCCCGUUAACACUCUUUUCUAUGAGCCAGCUGCAGCAGAAGGAACAGACUUCCUUCUGAGGGGAUGUUAAGACUGUUACCUUCCAGUAAGCCGUCGUGUAUUGUCAUUAAGCUCUAACUCUUGUAGAUGGGUGCUGAAACGGGAUUACGUUUUAACCACUGAACUAGACAAAUAGGUGGUGCUCUUAUGUCUCAAGGCACCAGAAGGCAGAUGGCACUAGGUGGUUGGGGUUCUUUGGUUUUCAUUUGCGAGGUUUGUGUUGAUGAAAUGAUACACAUACUUGAAGUUAUAUUAUGAAAACUGUAUAAGGUUGAUGGAACUCUUUGACCAUAACUGCCAUCAAGUAUAACACUUUGUUGCUGUUUUAAAACGAGGAAAACUUUGAAACUGUGAAAAUUACCAUGUGGUAACUGGCUGCUGAGAAGACGCUCCAAAAGAGGAAGUUGAACAGGAUUGUGAGCCACAAGGCAUCUUUGCCUUACGUUCCAGUAACAUUGCUUGUCUGGGAGAAAGGUGGUUAUAUAAAUAAAAACGGUGAACUAGAGCAAAGAAAGGUUUAAUGGUUUUGACUGUUACCUUUUUUAGAUGGUUAAUUAGGAAAUCUACAGUUAAGAAACGUAAGGUUGUAUCAUGUUGAUUAACUGCCAGAAAGACCGAAUGUUCUGUUUUCAACCAUACCUUCCCUACUAAGGAAAAGGCAAAUUGUACUGAAGCACAACAGAUAGUUCCCAGCGAACAGUUCGUCUCACUUGGCACCUAAACUGGGUUACGGCCAAAGGUAACACGAGAGCCCAGGCACGCUGCCCGAGUUCUCUGUCUGACGAACAAAAGUAGUCCGUACUUUGCAGUUAGUGUCUUUGAGGGCUAGCUCCAAAACCUUUAAGUGGUACAAGUAAUUUGGGGACUGUUUUUGCAUUUUUGACACGCUCUGCAGUCUCUCUUAAUUGGGCACAUGACAGUUUUCACUGGUACAGGAGGAUUUCUGUGAAGGAAACUUGGUCCCAACCCUUGGAGGGAAGCUACUAGUUCACUUAGUAAGUGGAGUUUCUGGCCACGACAUGCCAGGUGAUUCGGGGAAAAGAUGUACCCAGAUGUCAGGUGGAACUUAUUUUCCUGCUAACUGAUUUUGCUUUAUUUGAAAAAUAUUGUCAGCCUUCUUAAAAGUUGAAUCUUCCCUUAGGUUGUACAACGUGUAACCUUGUGAAAAUUGAGCUAGCAGAGACGGUCACGGUCCUCAAAAUUCCUGAGAAUACAGUGGGUGCUAAAUGUUUUCCUAAAAAAAUUCUAUUACGGUAUUUGAUCUUUGCUAAAUUAUGCACAGUGUACUUUAACUGGAUUUUACAGAAUAAAUUUUACUGUGAUAGUUGCACAAA
This is a messenger RNA of Neofelis nebulosa (Clouded leopard), 3139 nucleotides long. RefSeq names its product abhydrolase domain containing 5, lysophosphatidic acid acyltransferase (gene ABHD5). Bases 111 to 1118 code for a protein of 335 amino acids. Gene Ontology annotation, biological process: negative regulation of triglyceride storage; positive regulation of triglyceride catabolic process. Gene Ontology annotation, cellular component: lipid droplet. Lineage: Eukaryota; Metazoa; Chordata; Mammalia; Carnivora; Felidae. The record is from RefSeq and is a predicted model, not a curated record. The transcript has 6 exons.